This is a messenger RNA of Neopsephotus bourkii (Bourke's parrot), 1724 nucleotides long. It is a transcript of the gene PRR7, whose product is annotated as proline rich 7, synaptic. The record is from RefSeq and is a predicted model, not a curated record. The transcript has 3 exons. NCBI's taxonomy places the organism in Eukaryota, Metazoa, Chordata, Aves, Psittaciformes, Psittacidae. The coding region runs from base 460 to 1455 and encodes 331 amino acids.
CUGCCUGGGGGUUGCUGCUCCCACCGCACCAGCCGGUGAUGUGGUGCCGCCCUGCCGGCACUGCUGGGGCUGUGGCACCCGGGUCCUGGGGUCACCAGUGUGUUAGUGGUGCCUGUCACCCCGCCAGAGUGCCUGUGCGGGCAGGGCCGGGCUCUGGGCAGCCCCUGCCUUGAGCAGGGCAUGGAGGGGGCCCUGCCUGUCUCCAGCUCCCCCCUGCCUGGCGCUGUCCCAGUCCCAACAUCUGGGGUGUGCCUCAUCCGCAUCCCUGUCUUGAGGGGAGGGGGGAGAGCAGGAUGUGGGUCAGGGCGUGCUGUUGUAUGUCUGGAGCUGUACCCCACGGGCACGGCAGCUCCUGGCCGAGCUGUGAGUGGGCGCUAGGGCGCUGUGGGUCCGGGGUGCUCAGUCUCUAUCCGUGGGGCUGUGGCGGCAGCGCCGGCACACGAUUUUCAGGGGUGAAGGAUGCUCUCAGCUGUUGCCUGGGCAACGGCUCCUCCUCCAGCCCACCAUGUGGCUCGGGGAGCGCUCCCCCGCCUGCCUCCCCCCGCCGCCGUGGGGAAGGGGAAGGCAGCUCCCGGCCCCCGGCGCUGGCGGGGCCGGAGGCCUGGCCCCCCCCCUCGCCCGCCAUCGCCGUGCCCUGACGAUGCCCGAGGGCCCCGCCGUGCCCCCCGCCUCUGCGUUACCCCCGCCCCGAGGGAGCACCCGAGCCCCCCUGCAUGGCCGCAGCCCCCUGCCCGCCGAGGGUGCUGCUCGGGCACCCCCACAACCGUCGAGCCGGCUCUGCCGGGCGGCCGCGGCCACGCUUUGAGGUCCGAUCGCAGGAGGCGAGUUUUGACAAGCUACCUGCGGCGGCGGGUGAAACGGCAGCAGGAGGAGCGGCUGAGGGAGCAGAGCCUACGUGCGCUGGAGCUGGAGCCGCUGCACUACGAGGGUUAUGGGGGCAGCCCCCCCGGCAUCGCCAUUCCCCACCGCCUGCGCCUCGAGCCCCACCAUCAUCACCCCCACCACAUCCCUCCCCCCCGGCCCUGGAGCUGCCGGCACGGGGUCCGGGGGGGGCUUUGCCUUGCAGAGUCAGACCUGUCAAAGCCGCCGUGUUAUGAGGAAGCGCUGCUGAUGGCGGAGCCCCCCCCACCAUACAGCGAGGUGCUGAUGGACACACGGGGGCUCUACCGCAAAAUCAACGCCCCAUUCCUGAGCCACGAGCGGCUGGAGAAGCAGGAGCAGCCCCCCAGCUACAAACCCCUUUUCCUGGACGCCGGCUACGGCUCCGCACUGCACCUGCCCCGCUCGGCCAGCCCCGGCCCUGCCUGCCCGGACCUCUACCUGCAGGCAGAGUGCUCCCCUCGCAUGUUCCCCAGCUGGACGGACUCGGAGCUCAGCAGCAGGGACACCUACGAGCCAGGACCCUGGCACCUCCCGGUCUCCAUGCCCCUCUUCGGCAGGACUACCGCUGUCUAACGGCGGCACCGGGGGACCCCCGGACCUUACUGCGGGUGCCCCUCCGGCACUGGAGGAGGAGGGGAGAUGGGAAUUGGGGUUCGGUUACCCCCAUCACCCCGGGGACACCCGCCCUGGCGCGGGCCAUCGCCGCCGGCGCGGAAGGGGCUGGUUCCCCGCCUGGCCCCUGCUCCCCCCCCCCCAGCCGGGGGCUCUGGGGACCCGGACUCUGCUCUUGUUUCUUAACUUUUUUGUUUGUUACAGUUUGAGAAUAAAAGUUUGUGGCUCGG